Messenger RNA from Rotaria sp. Silwood1, 1110 nucleotides. The record is from the annotation of a GenBank genome assembly. NCBI's taxonomy places the organism in Eukaryota, Metazoa, Rotifera, Eurotatoria, Philodinida, Philodinidae.
AUGAACUUGCACGAAUUAGUUUUACGUGGUAUCUAUGGUUAUGGUCUCGAACGUCCUACCGAUGUACAACAACGUGCUCUCAAACCGUGUAUUUCGGGUUACGAUGUGAUUGUGCAAGCACAAUCAGGCACGGGCAAAACGAUAACCUUCAUCAUUGCAGUUUUACAACGACUCAACAUGGAGUGCAAAGAUUGUCAAGCAUUAAUUCUGGUACCAACGCGUGAAUUGUCUCAAAAGAUCCAUAGAGUAGUUUUAGCAUUAGGUGAACAUAUGAAUGUGACAUGUCAUGCUUGUAUUGGUGGUACGAAUCUUCGUGAGGAUAUGAAACAGCUUGAAGCAGGUGUUCAAAUUGUUGUUGGUACACCUGGUCGAAUCUAUGAUAUGUUAAAGAGAUCAGUACUUCGUAGUGAAAAUAUCAAAAUGUUCGUAUUGGAUGAAGUUGAUGAGCUUUUAUCUCGUGGUUUUAAAGACCAAAUCUAUGAUAUAUUUACGAUGCUGUCAGGAAAUGUUCAGGUCAUUGUUGCAUCGGCUACAAUGGCUUUCGAUUUACUCGAAAUUACAGCUAAAUUUAUGAAUGAUCCUGUGAAAGUUUUUUUUAAGAUAGAAGAACGAACGCUCGAAGGUGUUCGUCAAUUUUAUGUGAAUGUCGAACGUGAAGAGUGUAAACUAGAUACAUUAUUUGACUUGUUUGAUACAUUAACGAUCACCCAAACUGUCAUCUUUUGUAACACACGUCAAAAAAUCGAUUGGUUAACUGAAAAACUACGUGCACGUACUUUAACUGUGUCUGCUCUGCAUCUUGAUAUGGAUGCACAACAACGUAAUGAUGUCAUAAAAGAAUUUCGAACGGGUUCCAGUCGAAUCUUGGUAAGAACAGAUAUGCUUGAGGCUGAUACUGAUAUUCCACAAGUUAGUCCUAUUAUCAAUUAUGAUCUACCGACUAAUCCUGAGAGCUAUAUUCAUCGUAUUGGACGUCGUGGCAGAUUCGGUCGAAAAGGUGCGACUAUCAAUUUCAUUACCAAUGAUGAACGACAAAUACUACAUCAUAUUGAACAAUAUUGUAAUACACGAAUCGAAGAACUGCCCAUGGACAUUGCCGAUUUGAUUUAA